Molecule: messenger RNA, 1149 nt
Organism: Cynocephalus volans (Philippine flying lemur)
Lineage: Eukaryota; Metazoa; Chordata; Mammalia; Dermoptera; Cynocephalidae
Gene: OAZ1
Product: ornithine decarboxylase antizyme 1
Biological process (GO): positive regulation of protein catabolic process
Cellular component (GO): nucleus; cytoplasm
Molecular function (GO): ornithine decarboxylase inhibitor activity
Source: RefSeq, a predicted model, not a curated record
AGCAGCGGCGGCGGCGCGGACGUGCGCAGCGGAGGUUUUGCUGGUUUCGGACCCCAGCGGCCGGAUGGUGAAAUCCUCCCUGCAGCGGAUCCUCAACAGCCACUGCUUCGCCAGAGAGAAGGAAGGGGACAAAGCCAGCGCCAGCACUCACGCCAGCCGCACCAUGCCGCUCCUCAGCCUGCACAGCCGCGGCGGCCGCAGCAGCGAGAGUUCCAGGGUGUCCCUCAAUUGCUGUAGUAACCCGGGUCCGGGGCCUCAGUGGUGCUCCGAUGUCCCUCACCCACCCCUGAAGAUCCCAGGUGGGCGAGGGAAUAGUCAGAGGGAUCACAAUCUUUCAGCUAAUUUAUUUUACUCUGAUAAUCGGCUGAAUGUAACAGAGGAACUAACGUCUAAUGACAAGACGAGGAUUCUUAACGUCCAGGCCAGGCUCACAGAUGCCAAACACAUCACCUGGAGAGCAGUGCUGAGCGGCAGCAGCCUGUACAUCGAGAUCCCAGGCGGCGCGCUGCCGGAGGGGAGCAAGGAUAGCUUCGCAGUUCUGCUGGAGUUUGCUGAGGAGCAGCUCCAUGCUGACCACGUCUUCAUUUGCUUCCACAAAAACCGAGAGGACAGAGCUGCAUUGCUCCGUACCUUCAGCUUUUUGGGCUUUGAGAUUGUGAGACCAGGGCAUCCCCUUGUCCCCAAGAGACCCGAUGCUUGCUUCAUGGCCUACACGUUUGAGAGAGAGUCUUCAGGCGAGGAGGAGUCGUGACAGCUUGGCCGCCUCACUGGCCUCUGCAGGGACGGGCAGGUGGGAGCCCCCGCGGCGGUCCCUGCAGUGGGGUGGCGUGCAGCCUCGCUCAGCUCUUAUGGGUUUGUCCGCAUGUUGUAAUUGUGCAAAUAAACGCUCACUCCAAAUCAGCGGUAUAUUUCUUGAAGUUUAAUAUUGUGUUUGUGAUACUGAAGUAUUUGCUUUAAUUCUAAAUAAAAAUUUAUAUUUUACUUUUUUAUUGCUGGUUUAAGAUGAUUCAGAUUAUCCUUGUACUUUGAGGAGGAGUUUCUUAUUUGAAGUCUUUUCGGAACAGUCUUAGCUCUCUUACCUUGGAAAGAUAGAUGUUAAUCUACCCUUCUGUUGCUCAGAAAUCUGAAUAAAAGUGAUUAUGCCUCCAA